Mandrillus leucophaeus (drill) is the source of this 2979-nucleotide messenger RNA. It is a transcript of the gene HTR4, whose product is annotated as 5-hydroxytryptamine (serotonin) receptor 4, G protein-coupled. The transcript is spliced from 7 exons. The record is from RefSeq and is a predicted model, not a curated record. Gene Ontology annotation, cellular component: plasma membrane. The coding region runs from base 42 to 1328 and encodes 428 amino acids. Gene Ontology annotation, biological process: adenylate cyclase-activating adrenergic receptor signaling pathway; chemical synaptic transmission; regulation of appetite. Lineage: Eukaryota; Metazoa; Chordata; Mammalia; Primates; Cercopithecidae. Gene Ontology annotation, molecular function: G protein-coupled serotonin receptor activity.
GUGGGCACCGAAAUCCAACUCACUCAUGCUUAUUUCCUGUAAUGGACAAAUUUGAUGCUAAUGUGAGUUCCAAGGAGGGUUUCGGGUCAGUGGAGAAGGUCGUGCUGCUCACGUUUCUCUCGGCGGUUAUCCUGAUGGCCAUCUUGGGGAACCUGCUGGUGAUGGUAGCUGUGUGCUGGGACAGGCAGCUCAGGAAAAUAAAAACAAAUUAUUUCAUUGUAUCUCUUGCUUUUGCGGAUCUGCUGGUUUCGGUGCUGGUGAUGCCCUUUGGUGCCAUUGAGCUGGUUCAAGACAUCUGGAUUUAUGGGGAGAUGUUUUGUCUUGUUCGGACAUCUCUGGACGUCCUGCUCACAACAGCAUCGAUUUUUCACCUGUGCUGCAUUUCCCUGGAUAGGUAUUACGCCAUCUGCUGCCAGCCUUUGGUCUAUAGGAACAAGAUGACCCCUCUGCGCAUUGCAUUAAUGCUGGGAGGCUGCUGGGUCAUCCCCACGUUUAUUUCUUUUCUCCCUAUAAUGCAAGGCUGGAAUAACAUUGGCAUAAUUGAUUUGAUAGAAAAGAGGAAGUUCAACCAGAACUCUAACUCUACGUACUGUGUCUUCAUGGUCAACAAGCCCUAUGCCAUCACCUGCUCUGUGGUGGCCUUCUACAUCCCAUUUCUCCUCAUGGUGCUGGCCUAUUACCGCAUCUAUGUCACAGCUAAGGAGCAUGCCCACCAGAUCCAGAUGUUGCAACGGGCAGGAGCCUCCUCUGAGAGCAGGCCUCAGUCAGCAGACCAGCAUAGCACUCACCGCAUGAGGACAGAGACCAAAGCAGCCAAGACCCUGUGCAUCAUCAUGGGCUGCUUCUGCCUCUGCUGGGCACCAUUCUUUGUCACCAAUAUCGUGGAUCCUUUCAUAGACUACAGUGUCCCUGGGCAGGUGUGGACCGCUUUCCUCUGGCUCGGCUAUAUCAAUUCCGGGUUGAACCCUUUUCUCUACGCCUUCUUGAAUAAGUCUUUUAGACGUGCCUUCCUCAUCAUCCUCUGCUGUGAUGAUGAGCGCUACCGAAGACCUUCCAUUCUGGGCCAGACUGUCCCUUGUUCAACCACAACCAUUAAUGGAUCCACACAUGUACUAAGGAAAGACUUUCUGUUUGGCAGAGACAUUUUAGCAAGGCAUUGGACAAAGCCUGUCAGAGUGGGUCCAUUCUCAGGCACAUUGAGCAUUAGAUGUUUGACUGUCAGGAAGCCUGUUUUGGGGGAUGCAGUGGAGUGUGGUGGCCAAUGGGAGAGUCAGUGUCACCCGCCAGCAACUUCUCCUUUGGUGGCUACUCAGCCGAGUGACACUUAGGCCCCUGGGACAAUGACCCAGAAGACAGCCAUGCCUCCGAAAGAGGGCCAGGUCCUAAGCUGCUGCUUGCGCGCGACUGCACCCGGUAUUCUCUUCACCUGAGGCCUUCCUUCCGCCGGUGCAGGAACCCGGUGCACGCUGGGCUUUUCCUCCGAGAUUCCAGCAGGUGGCGCUGGAGGGAGUCAGAGGACAUAAUGGCCGCCUUGUUCACUUUUUAUUUCCCAGCACUCCCUCUUCCCAGAUUCUCUGCUCUUGCCGCAUGGUCUCUGGUGUCUCUGACAUGUUCCCGUCACUCACUGUGUCUGGUCUGUCUCACUCACGUUCUAAGCACGAUAGCUUGUUGUGUCCUAUCGCGGUCACUGAUGUCUCCAAACACACCUUCUUUGCUGUGUGGGCUCACAGAUAUCAACAAAAUACUCCCUCUCUGCUUCUGUCUUAGCCAGAGUCCUCGCUCCUGUCUUGCUUACUUGCUUGGUCACGUCCGUCACAGCCAUGUUCAAGCUAUCCCCUGUCUCUUCUUCACCCUGUUCUGUGCCAGACGCUAACACAGUUUUCUCCCUGUGUCUGGGUCCAAACGUGCAUCCUCUUGGCCGGCCCCCUUGUCAGUCCCAGACAUCCAUUUGCUCUUCCUUAUGUCCAAUGUCCGUCCUCCUCUUCAGGACAUGCUCCAUAUAUUUUCCAUGGAAGACACAGGGUCAGAGAUCUGUCAGAGGAAAAUGGUCUCCACAGCAACUCCGGAGGGAAACUGAAGACAGAUAGCUUCCCCCUGGUGUCCUGGCCGCUGGCGUGUCUGCCCUGAGAUGCUCACUGUCCUGCUGGGCUAGAACGGGACAUCUUCUAAAGAGCCUUGGGCAGGGCUAGCAACAUAGUAGGUGUUUAUUAGGCUUCAAGAUCUUUCCCAUGAACUUGUGAUGUCAUUUUAAAACCUUUCAAUCUGGCUUUGUUGCUCCCAAAGGAAGAGAACUGUUGGAAGUUAACACUGGGUAGACUCAUUUUCCCCUACAGCUCCCCCCAGGUGCAGGAGGGCAGGAUCCAGCAGUACUGGGGAUGCGUAGGCAAUACUGGACUUGAAGCCAGAGGACCCAAGUUGCCGCCCUGGCUGUGCUGCUAACAAGCUGUGAGAUCUUGAAUACUGUUUUUUCAUCUCUGGACCCCACUUGCCACAUCUGUGCGCUCAAGCUUGGACUAGAGGAUCUUUAAGUUUUCUUUCUGUUUCUAGGACAACAGGAUGCUGCUAUAGCCGUCUGCUACCUCGAGAAGCCAUGGCCUGCCUGCCUUCUGGCUUUGUUUCAAAGGAAAGACCCUCCUCAUUUGGGCCUUUUAGACCCCUGACCUUUCCAGCUUUUUCAUUUAGAUUAACCUGGAUGUCUUUUAUUCAAAGCUGAUCAGUGGCUCUUGCGAAUGCCCCAGAGCAAAAGUCCCUGGAAGGUAAAUGCCAAACCCAGAGCCAUGUGAGAUUCUGACUUUGAUCUUGGCUGUGGUUUGAUAGCAUCUCAGGAUUAUUUAUCAUACUUUCCUUUUUUCUUGUUGCUUAUGAAGUGUCAGUUAUUGUUUCCAUUGUUGUUUACUUUAGUUCUGGAACUGAAACUGACAGGAAGAAACUUUGGAAUAAGGAAGAGAAGAUUGACCAAACCAUCGAAAUGCCAAAAAG